CUCACGCUAUAUCGAGACUACCGCGAGUUACGUUCUUCAAGGUGGAAGAGCGUAGAGCUCACUCUUCAGGUUUUCUUUCCAUCUUGGUGGCACUCUUCAUUAUUGAAAAACGUUCUUACCAGAUCCAUGGUGCGUGUGGGAAGGUUUUUCUAAAUCCUGAAGAGCUGUUACAUCAAAGAAUCUUGAAGAACUAGGUAUCAUGGGAAAUACACCAGCUAAAAGUUCAAGGAGGUACUCAACUUCUACCGGAAUUAACAUCAAGAAAAUCCAAUUGGGCGGUACAGGGCUUCCGGCACCUCCAGGAAAACCAGUUCUUAUUCCAGCAUCAUCAGAAGACCCACAACCUGAUAUUGUCGGAAUUCGUUGGGAACGAUCUCCUAGCAAUGGAGGAUCGGCAAUAAUUGGUUACCUCGUAGAACAUCGUCGACUAGGAUCACCUCAUUGGGUUCGAUCAUCCCCAAACCUCUGUCCUUUUCCUGAGUUGACUUUGAGUGGAUUAGAACCUGGAUGGAGAUAUCAAUUUCGUGUUCGAGCACAAAAUAGCAUAGGAUUUUCACGAGCUAGUGAAUUAUCAGAUCCUUUAACAGUCACUCUCCAGAGAUCAGCAGCAACUGCACCAAAAUUUGAAUUGGAAUUAAAAGACACAAUAGCUCUUGAAAAUGAACAAGCAGAGUUUAUUAUUAAAUUUUCGGGAACACCAGUACCAAAGAUUUCAUGGUUCAAAGAUGGUUUUGAGAUUUUUAGUAGUCGAAGAACGAGGAUAGUCACUGAAAAUGGAAAAAGCAUACUUUUAAUUCAUCAAACUGCUUUGAAUGAUGAGGGAGAAAUUAAAUGUACAGCCACAAAUCGAGCUGGACAUGUUAGCACACGGGCUAAGCUUGUUUUAGAAGCCUAUCCAAGAAUACGUCUUCCUCGACAGUAUGAAGAUGGAUUAUUAUUCGAGCAAGAUGAGACAAUUAGAUUGAAAGUUUCAGUAGCUGGAAAACCACUGCCAACAGUUGCUUGGUUUCACGAUGGAGAGGUCAUAAACUCUGAUGAAAGACAUGUAAUUGAAGCUUUAGACAGUGGUGAAUGUUCUAUGAAGAUUCCGGCCGCAAGAAGACAAGAUCGAGGGGAAUAUACUGUAAGAGCUGUAAAUAAACUCGGUGAAGACAUUGCAUCGUUUCUCGUCACCGUUACAGAUCGACCAGCAGCUCCAGAAAAAGCUACAAUUGCUAUGACAUUAGGAAGAUCUGUUACAUUAUCUUGGAAAGAACCUGAUGAUGACGGAGGAUGUAAAAUAGGGACCUAUAUAGUAGAAUACUAUAGAAUUGGAUGGGAUGUCUGGUUAAAAGCAGCAACUUGCAGACAACCUACGACAACUUUGGGCGAAUUGAUAGAAGGAUCGGAAUAUAAAUUUCGAGUGAAAGCUGAGAAUCCCUAUGGCGUCAGCGAUCCGAGUGACGAAAGUGAUGUCAUUUUCAUUCCAGAUCCUAAAAGAGGAAUUCAUUCACCACCAUUAAAACCAGAUAAAUCUCAAAGCCAAAGAGAGAUUCACAGAGGCAGAAGUGAAAAACGUGAACAACCUCAGAGUUCUAAAAGAACACGAAGUUUGACAAGAGAAGAAGGGACACGCAAUAAUAAUCGGGAUGAUUUUAUAACUCCACCUUCAAGGUCGGUUUCUGUUCAUAAAUUAACUCCUCAAGCACCAUCAAAACCUCCGAGAACUGAUAGUAGAGUUACAUUCGCUGAUACAGUCUUUUUACAUGUUGAAAAACCAUUAGAAGAUAUUGCUCCUGUUCCACCAGCACGACCAAAGACUAAGAGAGAUAAACAUCAAAACAUAAUUAAAGAUGAAGACAUUAAGAAAGAAAAUGUUGAGGAAAAAACCUCGAGUAUUACAACAAUUAUUAGACAACCAUAUUUUAAUGACACAGGAGGUUCACAACGAUCUAUUAAAGAAAAAUCACCAUCACCAAUGCCAUCACCAAUUAUUCAAGUUCAACAAUCGAACGUCUAUGAUCCAAGACGUACAAGAUUAUCAUUGCCAAGAGAACAAAGUAUAGGUGAUGAUGACUUUCGAGGUAGUUCUGAGUUUAUGUUAGUACUGUAUCCAGAUAAGGAAGAUGGUAAAAAACAUCCGUUAAUGCGAUCAGCUUCUGAUGGUGAUGCAGAAGAUGAUGAAGACUUAGUACCUCCUCCCAUGUCCCUAUCAUUACCCGAAUUAUUUAAUGCUGAUCAUCAAGUCGUAGAAAUUUUAAGGCAAGCAGUGAGUUCAACAGAACUUCUUCAUGAGCGAGCCAUGGAACGUUUUUACAGAGCAGUUGCUGUAGAAAAAGCAGAAGCAGCAAAGAAGAAUGAUUCAAGUGCACCUAAUAAUCAAAAAGAUGGUCUCGACUUUUUAUCGGGUAAAUUACGAAACACAAGAUUGAAAAGAAGACUUUCUUCGGGAUCUCCGACAUCUGGAGUUAAAACUAAAUGGAAUCGUAGAAGAUCAAGUGAAAGUCAAGCGUCUCCGCAACCUCCUCAAGAUACAAUUACAGAUUUGAUACCUCUAGUACCUCAACUGGUAGCAUCGGAUCCAAAUUUACACAAAAAUUUUAAUAAUCCCAAAGACAAUUUUCCUAUGGAAAAUUUUUCAACAAUUCCUUCAUCAUUAGGCUUACAUCGGUGGGAUAAUAAAAAUAUGCCUUUAGUACCUGAAAUCACCCUUGAAGAACAAUCUCGAAGCGAAUAUUACCGAGAUGUAAAAACUCCGGAUAGAGAGAUAGAAGAAUUAGUUAUAGCUGUUGACUAUGAAGAAUCGACUGAUGAAGAAUUAGAAUCAGAAGGAACUGAUAGUGAAGACUUGAAAACAUUGAAGUCCAGAUUAUUAGCACAAUCUACUUUAGAUGAAGAAGAUACUUAUCAUCCUCGAGGACGACCCAUUGCCUAUACUCCUAGCCCUGAACCCGAUUAUAAUAUAUCUAUAGAAAAUUCAAGCCAAAAUAGACUUUCACCUUUACCAGGUAAUAACAUACAACCUAAAUCAAUUUUAAAGAAACGUACUGAAGAUGAACCAAUUGCUCUUAACCACUUUGGACGACCUAUUCCUCCAGAACAACCUAUUUUAGAAAGGCAAACAAAUACAAAUACAUUAAAAAAUGAGAAAAUUACUUCAUUUGAACCCUCUGUUACUUUAAGAAAAAAAUCAUUAACUGAAUCACCUGAUGUUACGAAACUUAUUAUUUCAGAGAUUGGUAAUGACAAUGCAAGUUUAGUGAAUGCAGCAGAAGUCGCUAAAAGUAGGAGAAGACCAAGUUUAAAACCUGAGCUAGAAAAAAAAUCUUCCGUCGAAGAAAAAGACGAUUUAGAAGGUAGAAUGGCUGUUGUUGAUCAUUAUACAGAAAUUGUAAAAGAAUAUGCUACAAGUCACAUGGCUUUUCCUCCUCGAUUCAGACCAAGUACUGUCCAAACUCAAUAUAAAAUGAAUUUAAAUCAAAAAGACCCUGAGAUUUCUAUAACCCAACCAAAACAUACGGAAGAAAUUUCUUUAGCAAAAAAAAAUAUAGAAUCAAAUUUUGAAAAAUCGAGUACCAGCUCUAGAGCUACAACUCCAUCAAACAUGACAAUUAUUCGACCAAGUAGACAAAAUUCAAGAAAUGAAUUACCUUCUCCAAGAUCUCGCAAUACCUCGGUUGAGAGGAAAAUACGAUCAUCACCAAAAACGAGUCCAAGGGAACCAUCUCAUGAUCGAGAAGGAUCGAGACCCCCUUCUAGAAUAAGACGACGAGAAAUAUCUAGAGACAGAGAAUCUCCACCAUCACGUUCAUCAUCCCGACAAAGGAAAGAUAUUUCUCGUCAGGGUAGGUCUUUCAGAGCAAACUCCAAAGAAAGAUUUAGAUCUUUUGACAUGAGUCCAAGUGACUCGGAAACUUCUCAGAGGUUAACUCGACGAAAAGAAAAUAAUUACCAACGGUCAGAAAGAUCUCGAAGAAGUUCAUCAAAAACUUUUGAUAGAGUAGAAGGUAGAAAUGGAUCAGAAGGAUCUACUGGAAUAAAUGAACAAUUAAUUGCUGAAGCCAAAGUUAAGGUUAGGUCAACAAUGAGUUACACCGUAGAUUUAAUUAUUCUUGUUGCUGCAAUGUAUGUUUACCUUUUUAAAAAAGAGAUAUUAGCUAUUCCAUUAAUUUGUCUUCUUCUUUAUCGAAGAAUCCAAAAAGACAUCGAUGGAUGGAUACCUAAUUGGUGGAGAUCACAGCCUAAAAAAGAAAAAUUACUUCUAUUGUCUGUAGAAGGGGAGAAAUCAGAAAAUGGAGAAAAAUGGGAGGACGAGGAACUUGUAGCUACUGUCCUUGUUGGAGAAGAUCUUCUUAUUGAAUUAAAAUUAAAACCAGAAGAAACUCAUGAUCGUCAGUGCUUUCUCCUAUUUCGUGGAGAUCAGCUAAUAUCAUCCGAUCGGUACAGUGUCCAAACAUGUGGAAAUAUUGUUCAGUUAACACUGAAAAAAUCACAAAAAGAUGAUACAGGACAUUAUUCACUAGUAGCUAAAAAACUAUCCAAAAUACCAUUCGCUGACAACGGAACUCAAGAAGGACCACGAAGAAGAAUACGAAUGAACGUCCAAGAAGCCUCUAACGACCCUGCAGAGGGUGAACCUCCAAUUUUUGUACGCAGGCUUACUGACUUAGCUGUCAAAGUAGGAACAAGAACUCGCUUCCUUGUUGAAAUCCGCAGUUCUUCGAAUCUCAAGGUCACAUGGCAUCGAAAUGAUCACCCUGUGCAGGAAGGAUCGAGAUUUUCUUUCGUACAUGAAGGAAAUUUUUAUUGUGUAGAUGUAGCUCCUGUUAUGGUAGAAGAUCAAGGACAUUGGACUUGUAUGGUUGAAAAUAUUCAUGGAAGAUCAUCAUGCACAUCCUGUUUAAGUGUUAUUGUUCCAAAAGCUUAUAAACCACCUGAAUUUGUAGAAAAUCUUCAAGCACUUCUCAGUGAAGGUGGAAUCGUUUCUCUAGAGUGUAAAGUUAUUGGAGUUCCUACUCCAGUACUAAGAUGGUUUAAAGAUGAUCAAGAGAUUAAAGCUGGUAAUGUUUUUGCAUUAACUGCAAAUGCUGAUGAUCCUACUUCAUUAGGAAUAUACACUUGUCAAGCAACUAAUUGUUUAGGCACUGCAUUUUCUUCAUCGAAGGUUCAUGUAGUAGGCAAAGGCAGUAGAGAAGGUUCAUUAAAACCAGCUGAUACUUUAAAACUAUCAGGACCUCUUCCAGUAUUUAAAAAAAUUUUAAAAGAUGAAUCUUGUAAAAUUGGAGAUACAAUUACUUUAUCUUGCCAAAUACAAGUCCCACCUUGGCCAAAAAUUAUUACUUGGUAUAAUAAAGACGGAAAAAUUGAACCUGAUGAUAAAUAUCAUGUUAUAGAAGAUGGGCUAGGAACUUUUUCUAUUGAGAUAAGAGGGGUAGAAGCUAUGGAUGAAGGAGAGUGGAAAUGUGUUGCAACAAGUAAUGAAAAUAUGAAACAAUUUUCAACUUGUUACGUUACUAUGUCGAUUCCAAGAAAUUAUCGAGCACCUAGAUUCAUGGAAAGUCUCAAAGCUGUUUUAACUGAAGAAGGAUUAGUUUCAUUCGAAUGUAAAGUUGUUGGUUUUCCCAUUCCUCUUUUGAGAUGGUUCAAGGAUGGCCAAGAAUUGAAACCUGGAGAUGUUUAUCAACUUACUGGAACCAAUUCAUUAGGAUCUUAUUGCUGUAUUGCACGAAAUUGUAUGGGUGAAGCAAGAAGUACAGCAGAGCUUACAGUAGAAGAUAUUCAAAAUCAAUUAAAAGAAGAAGAACGAAUGCAACUUUUGAGUUAUAAUCAAGUUCCUAAAUUUAUAAAAGGUUUAAGAAGUUGUGAAGCAAGGAUUCAAGAUGAAUUUACUUUUACUAUUCAAGUCACUGUAGCACCAGAACCCACUCUUUCGUGGUAUCGUGACGAUGAGCCAAUAAUAGAUAACGAUAAAUACAGAAUAACUCGUGAAGUACUUGGUAAUUAUCACCUAGAGAUUCGAACAUUGGAAUUCAUUGAUCAAGCUGAGUGGAAAUGCGUUGCUGAGAAUGAUUUUGGUCACAGCGUAACUUCGUGUUUUUUAAAACUUAUCAUUCCAAAGCAUUUCAAGAAACCUAAAUUCUUAGAGAGCCUUCGAGCAAUUUUAACUGAAGAAGGUGCUGUUAAUCUGGAGUGUAAAGUAAUCGGAGUUCCACAACCUGUUUUAACUUGGUACAAAGAUGAUGCAGAAUUAAAACCUGGAGACAUUCAUAGAAUCACAUCGGGACAAGAUGGAACAUGUUGUUUAGGAACAUAUACAUGCAAAGCAACGAAUUGUAUGGGCUCUGUGAGUAGUUCAGCUUCUCUUCUAGGCUUUGAAGAUAAAGUAGCUAUGAGACAAGAAGAAACGAAAACAUCUAGUUCUCCAGUUUUACAUGAUCUUGCAAGAAAUCUCUCUCUAUCAACAAUUCAUGAAGAAAGAACGUCUCAAUUAUAUGAUACACCACAAACUGAUUAUUCAAUGACUAUGGAUGAUAAAGGUGAAGUAUCAUUUAGUUUCGAUGGCAAAGAAGUAUCAGUUAGCCUUUAUGAAACUCCGGAUUUAACAGAAGAAGAAGCUAUUCAAAUUGUUGAAAUGUAUGCGGAUCAAUUAUCUGAGCAUAUAACUGAAGGGAACAUUAUUGAAUUACCUCCAAUGCGAUUUACAAAAGAAACAUCAACCACUGGAAAUCUUUUGAUGGAAGCUGUAGUCAUAGAUGUAUCUCCGGAUUACUUUGCUGCUGAUGAGGAAGCUGAUGAUCUCCGUACGGAGGCCGAUUUCGAAGAUGUUUCCAUAUUGGACGAUCAAAUGCAAAGUAUUUUAUCUUCAGUUGGUAGAGAAGGAUCUGUAGAUUGUACUCCAGUUAGUUCACCAGCACCGAGAUCACGAACAAAAAAAAAAAAACGAUCAGGAAGUGAUUCUUCGAAUAGUGAUAUGUGUAAUAAAAGUGAAACAAACCAGCCUAAGAUUAUGGACUGGUCUGAGAGUUAUCACAGUGCAAAAGAACCUUCAUUUCAGGCUCAAUUAUCAGUUCAAAGUCAAGAUAGUGUUGAUGCAUUCGCAGAUGCUUUGUCAUCGGAUGAAUUGGCUAAGGUGUUUUCCAGAAAUCUUAAAAAAGAAAUUAUAAGGAAUCUUCAUGCUGAAGAAAAUGUUGAAGAAUUGUCAAAUAGAGUUAGCGAUGAAAUUGCUGUAGCUACUCACCAACUUGCAGAUUCAAAUAAGGAAUUCGGUGAAAUUACACUAAUGGAAUCACUAGAAGAGCCAGUUUCAAUAAAGCGAAAAAGAAAAAAAAAAAUCAUCUAAGGUGAGAUUGCAAAAUUAUCUAAAACAAGCUCUGAAGAAUCGUAUACUAUGAAUGCUGAUGAAAAUGAGCCAAAGGAAAAGGUCAAAAGACGGAAAAGUGAAGAAAAAAUAAUUAUAGAAGAUAGAAAAGACAUUAUAGUCAUUGAUGAAAAACGGCAGGAAAGUCAAUCGAUGAUUGAAAGUGAUUUUCAAAAACAAUACAUGAAAGAAGAGUAUGAAAUUGAUGGAGAAAAGCUAUCAUCAAUAACGUCAUCAGUUUUUUCAACUGCUCCGGAGACUUCUGAAAAAUUAAACCAAAAAAUGAAACUACUCGAAAACUUGAAGACUCUUUCUACUCCUGUAUUCAUACUUAGAGAAACUCUUAUUGAUUUAGAUAAUGUUUUAGAAAAUUAUAGGACUGAAUUUGAUGAAAUAACGUUACAUGAACUGAUUAUAAGUAAAAUAGUACGUCCUAUUGAAAAUAUUUGCGAGCAAAUGUCAGUUAUAGAAAAUGAUGCAAUCAAAUCUGCUGGUAAAAAAUCAUUAAUUCAGGAAAUAAGAAUAUUAUUAUUAGAUUCAAUUGGUGGACCAACUGAAGAACUUCUUCGAGGUAUAGAAUUAAUAAAAAGUCAUAAGAGCGGAGCUCAUGAAGAUUUCACAUCAGAUUUAAUUGUUUUAGAAUCAUUAACGGAUCCUGUUGAUGAUAUUUUAGCAAGCUUAGCAAAAAUCGAAUAUGGUUUAAGAAGUAAAGAAGAACGUGAGUUAUCAAUACGACCAAAAAAUCCAAUCAUUCUAGAAAAAAUGACUAGAGCUAUAAGUCAAUUUGGAAAAACUCUUAACACAAUUUUACAGAAACAUCUUAAAGCAAGUGGAUCUGAAGAAGUUCUUUGCUUAGGGGAAAGACUUCAAUGUGUUUACCAGAAUUUAGAUUCGUAUAUUUUAUCAUUGCCAUUAAAUAAAAUAACUGGAGCUCUGGAAAAUAGUUCUGAUACGUUACUUAUUGAAAGUUUAGUAAGACCUGUAGAAAAUUUACUCCAUUCUUUAGAUAAGUUUUCUCAAUUUGAAGCAGAUACAAUUGAUGGACGAGCAAUUUAUGAACUCGAAAAUUCAAUAGUUGAAUUAAAAAAUAAAUUAGAGACUUUAACUAUAGCACUGGAAUCUUAUGAAAAAGAAAAUGAGAAAAUGGGAAUAGCUGGAAAAAAUUUAGAGUUAGUGAAUUAUUUAAAAUGGACAAUGGAUGACAGUACAGAUAAAUUAAAAAAAAUGCAACAAUCACGAGAAGUUAGAGUUUUAAAUAAAGUGAAAAUUUCACAAAGUGAAGAAGUAGAGCCAGAGUCUGAAACAAUUGAUUCUAAAAAAUUACAAUCAAGACGAGAAACAUAUGUUAGUAAAAUGACAUCUUUGGACUCAAUAUCACCUGAACUCGAUGAAAAUUUACCUCUUCCUGAGAUGCUAUUAGAUCCUCUAAUUGAUGUUCAAGCGAAACUAAACGCUGCUCUAAGACAUUAUGAAUCUCAAAUGCCUCCUGACCAAUUUUCUCUUCCUCUGACAGAAUUAACUGUUGUCAUAACAGAGCUUCGUGAAUGUGUAUCAUCAGUAGCACACGUUGCUACAACAUUAAAUAUUGAAGAUAUAUUGAAUCAUAUAAUAAAUCUCAGAGAGCCUUUGUUAGAUCUACAAGUGGCUAUUACAUCAAGUCCGUCGAUCGAAGAAUAUAUUUUAAUUGAAGAGAUUAUUAAACCUUUAAAUGAGCUAAAUAAAAUUUUUGUAACUGUAGCUAAAUCUUCUUCAAUUUCAGAGUCAUCUAAAGUAAUUUUAGAUGAAAUGUCAAAAAUUACGGAUGAUAAUUUAGAGCAACUGUAUAAAAUUCAAGAAACAGUUUUUCCUGAACUAUCAGAAAAAUCUGCUAAACAAAAGGCAACUGUUAAACCUCCAGAAGAAUUAGACCAAAUGUCUUUGACUCUCAGUAGUAUUCAUUUUGCCAUGUCUUCAGCUUUAGAAAAAGCCAACGAAUAUUCUUAUAAUGUUGCAGAAAUUAUUAAAUCUGAAAGUCCAUUAAGUACUUCUAGCCCAGCUUAUAAACUUAUUUCAUCUAUUAACAUUUUGCGACAGUCUAUUGGAGACGUAGCAGUUGCUAUUGCCUCUCCGAUAAUUCUUCAAAACGACAAUUUAGAGUACGAUUAUAAUGUAGUUUUAGAAGAACUUACUAAGCUUGAAGAGCCUCUUUUGAAUUUACAAAAAAUUUUAUUAACUGAAAAACAUAAUCCUAAAGAAAGGUACAUUUUAAAUGACAUUGCUAUUCCCCUUCGAGCUUUGAAAAAAUCUGUAGUAGAAAUGACGAAGGGUCAAUCUGCAAAAAUUAUUCAAUUACUUGAAGAUGUGGAAAAAGAUGUCGCCUUAGUAGCCAUGGAAGCUCUAAAGAAAGCCCUCAUAGGAAAAAUAGACACUGAGGAUUCAUCAAUUAGUAAUUCUGCACCUGGAGAAGUUCCAAAAGUUGUGACAAAAUGGUUAGAUCCAGUAGAAAGUUGGUUAUCAUCAUCACCAGAAGACACUGACGAGAAAAAAAAAGUUUGUUCUGCAAUAAAUUCUGCUGUAAAUGAUCUCAAAAGACAAGUAUUGAAAAUUGCAAUUCAAUCGUCUUAUUCAGAGCCUCCAAGUGAUGUUGCUUUGAUUGAAGAGCUUGCUAGAUUAAAAGAACCUUUAUUAAAGGUUUGCGAAGUUAUUAUGAGUGAACAUAACCCGAUUGAUAUAAAAGUAAUGGAACAUUUGAUUCAACCUAUAAAACAUUUAUUAGGUACAGUUUUAGAUGUAUCUUCAGUUUAUCAAGCAAACAGUAUUCUUCAGCCGGUUCUUAAAGCGUUAGAACAGUUAGAGAAUCAAAUUUUAUUGUCAAUACAAAUGGCUUCUUAUGAAAAAGAUUUACAGAAAACUGUUGCUGCUUUAAUCUCUGAAGAUUCAGAGCAAGAAAAAUCUACAUCAUCAGCAGAUGAUUGUAAAAAAAUGGUAUCAGAGGCAAAAAUAAACUUUGAGGAUAAAAUUAAACCCAUGGAAAAAAUGAUAGAACUUGAAUCUAAAAUUGUUGAACGUGAAGAAUCUUAUAAUGGUAUGAAAUCUUCAAAUACAGAUCAACAAGUAAGUGAAAUAGAAGAGAGUAUAUGUCAAAGUAAUCUAGAGGAAGAUGCGGCAGAUAUUAAUGACAUUGAGCUUAUAAAACAACAAGAAGUUCAAAUAGCAUUAGCGAAAGCUCGCAUAGAAGAAUUAGAUCAUUGGUCACUUACUCUCAUAAAUCCUCUCGAUCGAUUAGCUUCUACAACAUUAUCUCUAGAUAGAUCAAUAGAUGAAGAAGUACAUUCGGUACUUUGUCGGCCUUUGGAUUCUUUACAUAAACAAAUUGAAUUAGUAGAAUCUCAAAUAAAUCGGCCAGCCGGUCAAUCGUUAGAAAAUGAUAUUGAAACGAUAAUUGAAGGAUUUUUAUCUCCAAUGAAACAAGUGGAAAUAGCUCUUAAAAGUGCUAUUGGUAUUUGGUAUAAAACUCCUGCUAAAGAAACAGUUUUAAAAUUUUUACAUGAUCUAGUUGAAUCUUCGUCUGACUUACAACAACGAUUGGACUCUUUGAGAUUUAAAUUAAUUACCGAAGCUCCUGAACAGACAAUUCAAGUCCAAAAAUCAGAAGCUUCAUUAGUAGAAACUAUUUCUGCAGUCCUUGUGCCAUUAGAAGGAAUUAAAGAAAUUAUCAAUAAUUUAUUAGAAACAAUUGAAGACAAAAAAGAUGAUGACACUGAUGAUUUGACACUAAUAGAAGAUCAUACUUCAACUGAAGAUGUUAAACAUAUUGAACAAGCGACAGCACGUCCACUUGAAGAGCUAAUUGAAGCAAUUGUUGAUCCGGAAAAUGUAAAAAGUACGUCUACAUCUCUUGAAGUUGAGCAAAUUAAACAAACUCUGUCAAGUUCCCAAGAAGAAAUUAUCGAAAAAAGAGAAGAAAAAUUAGCUGAAAUGAUAGUUGAUGAUAGUGCAGAAUUAAGAAUAUCUGAAUUACAAGAAAAAUAUUCUGAUAAGAUUGUUGAACAAGAGGUUACGACUAUGACUACUCAAGAAAUUUUAGUAGCAGCUAAAGAACAACCAAGAGUAUCACUUUCACAAAAUUCUCCAAAUAUUAAUGAAUUUAUGUUCGAAGAACUAAUUUCUGAUACUCAAGAGCAACAUAUUCAACUACAAGAAAACAAUUUUUCUCUAUUAAUAGACCAACAUGAUCUCCAUACUUUGCUUAUGCCGACUGUGUCAGCUGAAAGCCAACAAAUAAUGGAAGAACAUGACAAUUUGAUUUUAUCUGAAAUACAUGAAAUUCAAGAAAUAAUUGUUGAAGAAAACAUUAAAGAUACAAAAACAGGAUCAUUAUUACAACAAGCAAGUGUUAAAGGAAUAGAACAAUUGAAGGAAACUACAGAAAAGUCAAUCGAAAAAGUUCCGUUGAAUGCAGAUAUAAAUAAUGAAAACUUUUUAAACCAAAUCGAAGAAAUUGUAAUAAGUGAAUUAGAUCGUCAAAAUGCGUUAUCUUUUAAAAGUAAAAGUCUUAUAGACGAUAUUGACUCAGCUGUCAGAGAGAUGAUGAUAAAGUGUCCGCAGAUUUGUCAAGAGCAUACAUUUGAAGAGAGUGUUCGUGAUAUUGUUGUGGAAGAAUUGCUAAAGGUUAAGGGUCUAAUUCAAGUUAAUGAUAUUGCUACAGGGGACGGAAUCACUAUAAAAGAAGAGAAUAUUAAACAAGUUCCAGAGGUUAUUUCGCAAAUUAUUUUUGAUGAAAAAAUAAAUGAAAUUAUUUCUGACGAAAUUUAUAACCAGAAUAUUCAAAUUAUUAAUCAAGAAGGUUUGAUACAACCCGUAGAGAUUAAAGUUGAUGAUAUUCUUUCAUUUUCGCAAACUUCACAAGAAAUUAUUUCAGAAGAUAAUAUUCAAGAAAUGGUAACAGAUAAAAUAGAAAGGCAGCAUCAAAUAGCAUCAGAAGUAGUUUUUUAUAUUACCGAAGGAAAAAUAGAUAAUUUAAUUAUAGAACAAAUCAAAAAACACAAUAUUGAAAUCGUAGAAGGAGAAGAUAACUUAUUAGAAACAGUAAAAAUGAGAAUUCAAGAAAUCAUUUUAAAUUGUCCCAAAAUACAAAAAGUAAACAUUCUUGAAGAUAAAGUCCGAGAUAUAAUUACUGAUGAGUUGAUUUCAUUAGAGAAAAAUAAAGAUGUUCAAAGUAAACCAGGAAUAUCUAUUCAUACAUUGCAAGAUGAAUCGAGUAAAGCAAUAGCUACUAUAUCAUCUGCUUUGCAACAAAAAUUUGAAGAAACAGUAAAAAAUAUUCUAUCUAAGGAACUUGAAAAACAAAAUAUUCAUCCAACAACUCAAGAAAAAGAAACUUUUGAAGACAAAAUUCAAAACAUAAUAAAUUCUUAUGCUAAAAUAUUUGAAGAAAAUAUGAGUGAAGUAUUACUUCAACAAAUAAUAAUUGAAGAGGUAGAAAAAUAUACAGCAGAAAUAAAUAAAUCUCAAGAAUUAAACGUAGCUAAACAAUCAGAAGUUGCCAAAGAAAAAAUAGAAUCAGAGAUUAUUGAAGAAGUCUCAGAUUUUUCUCCAAUAAAACUUGAAGAACAUAUUAGACUCAUCAAGGAAGGGGAAAAUAAAAGUGAAAAACUUACAAAAGAAAACAAGAUUUUAGCGUAUUCUGAUACUAUUGAAGGAACGAUCCAAAUGAAAACGGAGAAUCUUUUAGAAAUAUCUGAAAGUUUACAUGUUAUAACAUUAUCUGAAUUAAAAAUAUCUGAUACAGAUCAUCUUAUAGAACCUAAUGAAAUUAUUAUCACUGACAUUGAAACUGACAAACGAGAAUCAGAUAAAAUAAUUAUAAAAACUCAAGAAUCAAGACAAAGCGAAUUUUCUAAAGAUGAAAUUAAGAUGUUAGUAAUAAAUGAAAUCGAAAAAAAAAAUGUUCAAAUGAUGGUAGAUGUAGAUUUUGUAAAUAAUGUGGCAGAUAAAAUUCAACAAAAUAUUAUUAAUCAUCCUGAAAUUAUUGAAGAGCAUCUCCUUGAAGAAAAUGUUCAGAAUAUUGUUGAAACAGAAAUGGAAAAGAAAAAGGUAGACAUAGUUGAAGCAGAAAAUUUAGACAUAAUCAAGAAAGAAGAAAAAUUAGUAAAAGAAUUAAUAUCUCCAAUAGAGAAAGAAAGUAUGGUACUUGAAGAAACAGUUCAUGAUAUGAUUAUAGAAGAACUUGAAAAAGAAUAUGUAGAGCCUUCGAAGCAUAAAGAUCUUCUAAAUAUUAUUGAACAGCGCGUGCAAAAUUUAAUUUUAAUGCAUCCUGACGAAGAUAAAACAGCAAAAAUGGAAGGAAAUGUCCAAAAGAUUGUUUCACACACACUUGAAGAUAAAAAAAUAAAUAAAUUAGAUGUUGAAAGUCUAGUAAAAGCUGUAAAGCAAGAAGUUCAAGCUGAAAUCCAUAAGCUUCAAUCAGAAAAAGUUCUAAUUUCCGAAAAAAUUAGUAAUGAAAAAAGAGUGAAAAUAAUUGACAAAGAAAAUGUUGAACUAUCAAAACAAGAUAAAAUAAUUAAAAAAGUUGAAAAUACACCUCAAGAAUUAAAUAUUCAACAUCCAGAGGUAUUUACUGCUGAUAUGUUAGAUGAAAAAGUUGAUGUAAUUGUAGCUGAAAUAAUUAAAGAACAAGAAAUUCAAGUGUCUCAAGUAGAAGAUUUUUGUAAAGCAGAAGCACAAGCAAGUGAAAUAAAAAUUUUACAAGUUUCUUCUAUCACCGAAGAACAGAAAUCUAUAAAAACGUUUAAAGAUAAAAUCGAAUCAGCUAACAAAAAAAUCGAACAAGAAUUGAACUUGAUUAAAGAUAGUAAAGCAGUUGAAGUAUCAGUUACUCAACCAGAACAAAUUUCUAAAGAACAGAGACUGGGAGAGGUGCCUAAAGAAGAAUUAGAAAAAGCUCCAAUUCUAUCGACAUCAGAAAAAGUAACUGUGAUGUCUGAUGAUGAAUCCAAACUUGAUAAAACUCAAGAAGAAAAUACAAAAUUUUUAGAAAAUACAAAACAAACUAUAAAAAAAGAAGAAAAGUCUGAAGCAAUUGAUGAAGGAAAAAAGAAGAUUCAAAAAACAGAAAAGCCACUUCGACGUCCAUCACAAAUGUUAGCACAAGUUCCUGUAGAAAUAGUCCAUGACAUAAUGAGAGAAGAGAUAAAUAAAUUAAAUAUCGAACCAUCAGAAGAAGCUACUCUCCUCAAAGCCGUUGAAGUUAAAAUUCAAGGUAUGAUUGCUCGGUAUCCGAAAGUAUCUAACAUAGAAAUACAAGAAGAAAAUGUACGCCAGAUCGUUGCUGACCAAGUAGAGGAAGAAAAAGCAAAAAUAUCAGAGUUUACUGAAAUUCUUUUUCAAGCACAGAAGAACGAUAAGAAGCCAAAAGUGUUGGGAAGUCCUGCUACAACACAAAUUCAGAUUCCUGAAGAGAUUGUUCAUGAGUUAUUAAUUGACGAACUUCAAAAACAAAAUAUCGAAUUAUCUCAAGAAAACAAUUUAGUCAAGGCUAUUGAAAUAAAAAUCUACGAUUUCAUUGCUCAACAUCCAGAGAUAUCACGAGAAGAGAUUCUAGAAGAAAAUGUUAGAGAUAUUGUAACAGAACAGUUGGAAGAGCAGAAAGCCCGUAUUUAUGAAGUUGAAAAUUUAGAAAAAAUUACUAAACCAAAUAAGGCAACUGAUAUAUUUAACGUUCCUGUCACAACUCAAGAACAAAUUCCGGAAGAACAAGUUCAUGAAAUGGUUAUUGAUGAAUUUCAUAAACAGAAUAUUCAACUAUUGACUGAAGAAAAUCUUGUAAAAGCUGUAGAAGCUAAAAUACACGAUUUAAUUGCCCAACAUCCUGAUAUUUGUAAGAAUGAUAUUUUUGAAGAAAGUGUGAAAGAUAUUGUUAUAGAAGAAUGGACUAAGCAACAAGCUAAUGUUACUGAAAUUCCGAGUAAUUUAGUUGAAGCAAAUCAACAAAGUGUACAAGUCGAAAUUCAAGAAGCUCAACCAGAAGCUCCGAAAAAAGUUGAAAAUUUGCCUUCUGAAGAGAUAGUAGUUAAAGAUGAUGACAAAUUCGAUGUUAAAAAAGUUAAUAGAAAUAUUGAAAUGACUACUGAAGAAAAGCAAGAGAAUAAUCAGAAACCUUUGAGUCCCGAUGAAGAUACACCGAAGCGGAAAUCAUCAAAAGGUGAAAAAUCUCUAAAACAAAAAGGAGAUACAUUCAAACGAAAAUCAUCUAAUGAGGAAAGUCAAGAAGCCGAGAAUCAAAUCGAGGAAAUAAAUAAUCAAGAAAAAGUUGACACAAAAUCUAUAACCAAAAAAGAUAAUGUAGGAUUUGAAAUAAAAUCAGAAGAAAGUCAAAUAGAAAAAGCAAAACUUGAUAGUACAAUAAAAGAAAUAAAAAAUUUUAAAAGUAUCGAAGAACAAGAAAAGUUUAAAGAGAAGAUUAAAAGUUCUGUUUUUCAAACAAAAGAUAAUAAUUAUCGAGAAAAAUCUAAAGAAUAUUUAAAGAAGACUGACAAAGAUAUUGUAGAAGAAAUUAAUAAAAAUCAUAAAGAAAGAAAUAUUUGUCGGCGGACAGACAUUGCUACGGACUUAAAAGAAGAUAUGAAUAUUGAUAAGAAAUAUAGAGAUGAAGAAAUUACAUCAAAAAAAUUAUCCACGUUUAAAUUUAAUUCUGAUUUAGACUUUUCAAGAUCUACUCUUAAAGAUGAUUCCCUGGGGGAUAAUGAAAAUCGAAAUAUACCACCAACUAUAGAGAUUGAUUAUGAUGAUUCUUUGUCUCAGGAUCUAUCACGUCGAUCUAAUGCAUCAACUUUAUCAAGGAGACAUCGUAAUCUUGAAUCACUUGAGUAUGAUGAUAAAAGUCAUUAUUCUUCAAUAACAAGUAGAUUACCUACUUUUACACCAGGACCAAGAGAUCGUGGAAAGAAACCUUCAUUCUGUACCAAGCUUACAGAUAGAACUGCAGCAGAAAAUUCAAGAAUUAAAUUAACGUGUACUAUUCUCAGUGACGCUGAAUUAGAAGUUGAUUGGUUAAAGGAUGGAAAAAUUUUGCCACCAUCAAGUAAUAAACAUGGAAUUCAUUUAGAAAAUGGAAUGGCAUCCUUGGAACUGUAUGGUGUAAAGCCUAAAGACUCUGGAAAAUAUUCAUGUGUUGCUAAAAAUUGUCAUGGACGAGCUAGCACUGAAGCUAAAUUAAAAGUUUAUUCUGGAUACGAACCAACACCAUCAAUUCCUACAUUUACAAGAUCAAUUAAAGAUACUUAUCGGAAAGAAGAGAAUACACUUGUAUUAGAGUGUAGAGUUCGAGCACAACCAUCACCGAUAAUAACUUGGUUGAAGGAUGGACAAGUUUUGGAAAUGGGAGAUCGAUAUCAACAAAGUGAUUUAUCUGAUGGAAUAUGCAGAUUAAAAAUUUUCAAUCCAGAUCAUUAUGACAGUGGUUUAUAUACUUGUAGAGCGGAGAACGAAACAAGAUUAAGUGAUAGAACUUCUCAUUUGGUUGAAUUUAAAACCACAGGUCGAUCAAAGAGUACAAGUUGGCGUAAUAGUAGUAGUAGUAGUAGUAAUUACUACGACGUAACAGGUACCGAUAAAGAUACUGGAAGACCUCGAUUCUCUAACCACUUGACAGAUCAUAGUGUUCCAGCUGGUGGGACAAUUGCUCUUCAAGUAGAAGUCAAAGGAGUACCGCCUCCAGAAAUUACUUGGAUGAGAGCAGACAAAAAAGGAACGAUUUCUGUACCGCGAGCAAGAACAUUUGCUGAUUCUGGUAUUUACACGCUGAUUGUUCCUGAUGCUACAGAAUUAGAGACGGGGACUUAUGUUUGUCGUGCAAGCAAUACUUAUGGAUAUGUUGAUACCUCAGCAAAUGUCGAAGUUAUUUCAGGAAGCCGGGAUGGAGGUAAACCUGCUAUGUUUAUAUCUCGACCACCUGAUAAAGUGAUUAUCGUUGCGGUUGGAGAAGAUAUUAGUGUAUCUUUUAGAGCCGGUGGAGUACCAAAACCAAAAGUGAUUUGGAUGAAAGGCCUGACAGACAUAACAAAUGGUCCUAAAUCUUAUAAAGAAGGACACGAUGACUACGUCAGGUUAACAUUGAAACGUAUCUGUGCAUCAGAUGAAGGAACAUAUUGUAUUCUUUUAAAAAAUCGUUAUGGAUGUGACAGAAGUUUCUUCUCAAUUCAGGUUAAACAAAAAGCAAGGUCUUUAACGCCUUCUCCAGAAUGGGAUUCCGUAGAAACUGACAGUAUCUUAGCCUCAAUUCACGAUAAAGAAAAAUCCUAUGUUAAACAAGUUCCUGGACCAAUUUCCAGUGAACCAAUUAUAACUGAUGGUGGACGCAACUGGUUAGCAUUGACGUGGGGAAAACCUGAACAGAAAGGUUUCGCACCAGUUGUCGCUUACAGAGUAGAUGCCUGGCAAUUGGGUAGUGAUGGUGGAGCAAGAUGGGUUGAGCUUGGCGUCACUCCCGUUAACACCUUUGAUGCAUUCAAUCUUCGACCCGGAGAAGAAUAUAAAUUCAGAAUAACCCCGAGAAAUCGAUACGGAUGGGGUGAGCCAGUGACAAUGACAAAUUCUGUCACUGUCAGAGAAGUUGUUAAAUUUCCAGAGUUUAUUAAAAUACUUCCUGGUCAAUUGAAAGCUCUUCAAGGCACAAUUUUAUCUUUAGAGUGUGAGGUGAACAACGAUACUACAGUUCAAGUGAAAUGGUACCGAGAUACUACAGAAAUUGUAAACGGUCAAGACUCCAGAUUUACGACGUAUUUUAAUGGUAUCAAGUGUUCUUUAAUGAUUGGAAGUUUAACUGAGAACGAUUCUGGACGUUAUAUAUGUGAAGCUACAAAUACUGCUGGAAGAGUCUCCACAUUUGCUAGAGUUCAAGUAGUUGACGAUCCAAAAAUUGUUGAAGCUGAUACAAAACUUCGUAAAAUAAGAUCUUCAGAUAUUAUGAAUGAAGAAAGACCACCUGAAUUCACGAUGCGACUUCGCGAUAGACGAGUUCAAGCUACGUAUCCAGUAAGAUUAACAUGUCAAGUAACCGGAUAUCCAGAGCCUGAAGUAACUUGGUAUAAAUACCGUGAAGAAUUACAUCCUCAAAAUAAUAUUUUUAUUUGGAAUGAUGAUGCUCACUUCCAUACGCUGGAAAUAAGUCGAUCAACAAUAAAUGAUUCUGGUAUUUACAUGGCUCGUGCCAAAAAUGCUUACGGUUCAGUGUCAUGUCGCUGUUGUCUAGUUGUUGACAAAGGAAUCCGUGCUUACAUUGCGCCAGAAUUUCUUUCUCAUCUUGAUGCAGUUUAUAGUGUCAAAGCAGGUGGAGAAUUAAGAAUGAGAGCCCAAGUCGAGGCAUAUCCAACUGUUGGAAUAACUUGGCAUCGAGAUGGUCAUCGUUUGAGACCUAGCAGAGAUGUGGUGAUGACUUUGAAUCAUGAUGGAACAGUUGAGCUUGAUUUAGCUCACAUUACUCCAAGAGAUGCAGGCAUAUAUUGCUGUACUGCUACUAAUGAAGUUGGUCAAGCGGAAACGACAACUCAAGUCGUACUUCUAGAAAAAGAAGAAAUUUCAAAUAUUGAUCAGUCAUUACCAGACGAAUCUUUAAAUAUUCCAUACUCCAAAGAACCAGUAUUUAUAACGAAGCCAUUAUCAACAGAAGCUUACGAAGGUGACACAGUAAUAAUUUCAUGUGAAGUUAUUGGAGAUCCAAAGCCAGAUGUAAUGUGGUUACGAGAUUUUCUACGGCAUGAUUAUUACAAAGACGCCCCACACUUCAGAAGAGUUGGUGCUGGGCCUCAAUAUCGCCUAGAGAUACCUUAUGCUAAACUAGACUUUACUGGAACUUACUCAAUAAUUGCUAAAAAUUGCCAUGGACAGGCCAAAGCGGUGAUUUCUCUUCAAAUAUAUGCUCGAGGUCAAGGUAAAGGAGACAACGGAAUGGAAUCAAUAAUCAAACAUGGCAACGUUCAGACAUUGCCAGUGAUUAAGCGACCAUUGAGAGAUCUGAGAUGUUGUGAUGGAGAUGCUAUCUCUCUAGAGUGUAAAGUUCACGCUAUACCAGAGCCGGACGUGCGGUGGGAGAAAGGAGGAAAACUCAUACCACUUGGAGAAGAUUUUGCUAUCGACUUUGAUGGAGAUACUGCACGACUUAGUAUUCAACACGUAUAUCCUGAAGAUGAAGGAGAAUACACGUGUGUUGCUUAUAAUGACCUUGGAAAGGCAUAUACGUCAGCUUGUCUGAUAGUUGAUGUACCUGAAGGUAAAGAAACUGCUAUUAGUCGAAGAUUGACAAAACCUUUGAGGCUUCUUUCACCAAAUUCUACACCAAUUUCAACUCCAAGAUCCACUCCAGUUCGAAGUUUAUCCCCUUUGUGUACUUCCAAACGUGAAAUCAAAUCGAUUCCUAAAACAUUGCGUGGACACAUCGGAAAACGUCCGAAAAUGCCGACUAAUCCGAAAUUUUAUGCAGUUCCUCAUAAUCGAGUUGUUGAAGAAGGAGAAACUGUGAGAUUCCAAUGUGCAAUAGCAGGACAUCCUACUCCUUGGGUAAUUUGGGACAAAGAAGGAAUUUCUAUAACUCCAACAGCCAGAAUAUCAUUGAAAGAAAAUGAUGACAUAAGAGUUUUGGAAAUAACCGAAGUUACUCAUGAAGAUGCUGGAUUAUACAGAAUAACUUUAGAAAAUGAUAUGGGAAGAACAGAAGCAUCAGCGAGACUAGAAGUUAUUAGAGGUCGUCGUAAUUCUGCUUCAAGGUCAAUAGGCACACGAAGUGCGUCUCCGAGGACAUAUUCCAUUUAUGGUAGCAGAAGUAAUAUAUCCCCAUCGUCCAGGUGUGAUAACAGUCUAAGACCUCCACGCUUUAACGAUUUGAAAGAAAAAGGAGCGAGUAGUCCUACGCUUCCUCGAUGGCAUAACAGUAAUGAAAAAAAUUUGACCCAAACUGGAACAAAAAAUUAUAAAAUUACCAGUUCUUUAGAAGAAAAUAAAAUGAAUCCAAUAAAACGAAGCUCUUCAAUACCACGAAAUUAUCGACAUUCUCAAGAACGUGGAAAAUCAGAACCAAAAGAAAUGCUUGCAUCUCAAAAAAAAGUUAGAAAAUUGAAAGAUCAAUCAGGUAAAAAAAUAAAAUCAUCAAGUUUAUCCUCAUCACUUUCGAAGGAUAUUAAUUCGCAAUCAUUACAAGGGAAGUCUUUUCUAAAAUCUAUUGAUAAAAAUUAUAAAACAAAUGGAAGAAAAUUAAAAACUCUAGAUAUUGACAAGUUGAAGGCACCAGUAAUUCUGACGAUACCAGCAGAUGUAAUAGCAUUACAAGGUGCUAAAGUGAUGCUUUUCUCAACCUACAGAGGAUAUCCGAAACCAAUCGUUCGAUGGUUACGAAAAGGGCAAGAUGUGAUGUUGGACGAUAAAACUGAAAUUGAAACAAAUGGAGGUCUUACCUGUCUCACCUUGAAGGAAAUAACGUCUGAUGAAGGUGGUAAAUAUGAAAUUCAGGUCGAAAAUCAAUUGGGAAAAGAAUCAAGAUUUGUUAACGUUACAGUGGAAGGCCCUCCAGAGCCUCCACGAGAUUUAGUAAUUAUUAAGAAUCUCAGUAAUUUAGGCGAAGUGACUCUAAGUUGGAGAUCGCCAGUCUACGACGGAGGAAGAGCUAUAACAGGUUACUCUAUUGAAAUGAGAAAGGGCAACGAGCCCUGUUGGAUUGCUGUAGCAGAGGCUAAAUAUUCUCUUAGCCAUAAGAUUCAAAGGAUUGACCCUGAAGAAACUUAUUGCUUUAGAGUUCGAGCAGAAAAUAUUCACGGGUUAAGUGAAGCAGGAAUGGAGUCAGAAAUUGUCAACAUUAGUAAUGAUACUCAAGAAAUGGAGACGACUAUUAAUCCUUCACUAAGCUCCGAGGAAGAAAUUGAAGAAUCUCAAACAACUAUUGAAUCACCAGUUGUCAUACCAGAGCCUGCAAAUAAUUUUGAAGAACGUUUUGAUGUGCUAGAAGAACUUGGGAAAGGCAGAUAUGGAGUGGUGAGAAGAAUUUUAAACAAAGAAACUGGGUCAAUUCUUGCUGCAAAAUUUGUGCGGACAAUUAAGGCUAAAGAUAAACAGCAAGUAUAUGAUGAAAUAAAUAUAAUGAAUAUGCUGAAGCAUCCUAAGUUACUAAAACUUGUGGCAGCAUUUGAGAGCCCUAAAGAAAUGAUUAUGGUGACAGAAUAUAUUUCUGGUGGAGAACUAUUUGAAAGAGUGGUCGCUGAUGAUUUUACACUUACAGAAAAAGAUAGUAUAUUAUUUGUAAGACAAAUUUGUCAAGCAGUUGAAUAUUUACAUAAUAAUAAAAUUGUUCACUUAGAUUUAAAACCUGAAAAUAUAAUGUGUUACUCUCGGACGUCUCAUCGAAUAAAAUUAAUAGACUUUGGUUUGGCUCAAACAUUGAAACCAGACACUCCAGUUCGUGUAUUAUUUGGAACGCCAGAAUUCAUUCCCCCAGAAAUAAUAAGUUUCGAACCGAUCGGUACUGAGUCGGAUAUGUGGAGCGUUGGAGUAAUUUGUUACGUCUUAUUAACUGGACUCUCGCCAUUCAUGGGUGAAAAUGACGCAGAAACUUUUGCAAACAUUACCCGAGCUGACUACGAUUUUGACGACAAAGCAUUUCAUGCAAUAUCACAGGAAGCUAAAGAUUUCAUCAGUAGCCUUUUGAUUAAAAGAAAAGAAUUAAGAAUGUCAGCAAGAGAAUGUUUGAAACAUGCUUGGCUGGCUCAAUGUGCUGAAAGCAUGAGCAGAGUUGCAUUACCUACAGACAAGCUAAAGAAAUUCAUUGUGCGGAGAAAAUGGCAGAAAACAGGUAACGCCAUUCGUGCUUUAGGAAGAAUGGCUAUUCUAUCAGCGAACAGUCGAAAAAGUAUUGCUCCUAGUCUUCCAACACCAAAAGGCCACAAACCAGAAAGUGAUAAAAAAUUGUUCAUUCCAUAUUCGGACGAUUUAUGUGUCGAUGAAAUCCAACAAGUUCUAAUUAAACGUGAAAGCGUACAAGAUUUGAGUGAAGUCGUCGAUAAAAGUGAAGAUUCUACUGAAGAACGGUUGACUCGGGCCGAUAAUACGACAAACGAAUGUAUUGGAAAUACUGACUAUUCAACAAUUUCGGAAAAAUCAAAGUCAUGUAUAUCGGAAGAUGAUAUUGAAAUAGAAAAGGAAAAUAGUAAAACAAAAAUUACAAUGAGUGAAGAGAAUAGUUCAAAUAGUGAACGUAUAGACGAUUUAAGUGAAGAAUUUAUAACGAAAUUAAGACUACAUUCCGAUAAUUUGGUAAAAAAUGUAACAGAUAUUAUGAAGUGUAAUAAGAAAAAAAUCUUUACUGUCGAUGUGGAAAUAAAACCGGUGUCAAAGGUAGUAGAAGUUAAAGAAACCAGCACAAACAAUGUAGAAAAUUUUUGUAGCAGUACCAGCCUAAAAGUAAAUGAAUCCCUGUCAAAAGAAGGAAACAUGAAGGAAUUAACAGAGGACAAUAUUAUGAUAGAUGGUAACGAUGGAGCGAAAAAUGUGGACGUUAUGAAAAGAGAUGAAAACGACGAAAAGAAGCAUUCACGAUUAAGGCAUCGUUUUAUUUCAUUCCAAAGUAACACUUAUGUGCAUGAAAGUGUAUUUAAACCGAGGUGUCAAACUAACAUAUCAAAAUUAGAUAACGAAGACGAAAUCUCCGGGAUAGGAAGGCCCAUCUUAUCACAUUGCACUGUAAGGACUGGAAGUGUAAGUCGAACGGCGAAAAUGUUUGAAAAAGAAGAAAUGCACUCAACGAAUGAUAAGUCGAAAAGCCCUGGAAAUCGAAAAGUAUUUUCUGAUUCCCCUCAUCGACCACGAAACGAAAGAAUACGGAAGGCGUUUGAUUUUUGGAAUAAAUAAAAGAAUGGAAAAAAUAGUUAAAUGCAAUAGAUGCAAAGAACGAUAAUUAACGCUGCAAUAAGGUAUAAUCAUUAAUCGAUAAAGACUAAUAGUACAGAAAUUUAAAAUUCGUAAUUAUUGUUAUUAAUAUUAUUGAUUCAAUUGCUGAGACAUAUUGUUCAUACCGAGAAAUUUUAAAGUUAAUUUUGUAGAAUAGACAUAAUAAUGUAGGACACGUAAACAUAAAAGUUUUUAAUAUUAUGAAAUGAAAUGUAAUACUGAAUUAUUGAUGUAAGUAAAUUAAUAAAUAUUUUUGAUUC
Messenger RNA from Chelonus insularis, 23502 nucleotides. RefSeq names its product titin-like. The record is from RefSeq and is a predicted model, not a curated record. NCBI's taxonomy places the organism in Eukaryota, Metazoa, Arthropoda, Insecta, Hymenoptera, Braconidae. Gene Ontology annotation, biological process: protein phosphorylation. Gene Ontology annotation, molecular function: protein kinase activity; ATP binding; protein binding.